Molecule: messenger RNA, 1150 nt
Organism: Galendromus occidentalis (western predatory mite)
Lineage: Eukaryota; Metazoa; Arthropoda; Arachnida; Mesostigmata; Phytoseiidae
Product: serine/threonine-protein phosphatase PP1-beta
Exons: 5
Coding region: 49-939 (296 amino acids)
Cellular component (GO): nucleus; cytoplasm
Molecular function (GO): protein serine/threonine phosphatase activity
Source: RefSeq, a predicted model, not a curated record
GCUAACGUCGAUCACUUGAUCGAGCAGCUUCUGGCGGUUAAAGACACCAUGCCCGGAAAGGGCGUACAGUUUACGGAGUCUGAGCUCGACGCCCUAUGUCAAGCUACGGAGGAGGUUCUCAGAAAAGAGCCCAUGCUUCUGGAACUCAAGGCCCCGAUCCAGAUAUGCGGCGACGUUCACGGUCAAUUCCAUGAUCUUCUGCAAAUUUUCACAAUCGGAGGCUUCCCGCCAGAGAGCCAGUACCUCUUCUUGGGUGACUACGUCGAUCGGGGCAAGCACAGCAUAGAAACAAUCACCUUGCUGUUCGCGUACAAAAUUAAAUAUCCAGAUAAGCUUCACCUCCUUCGCGGAAAUCACGAAGCGUCGAGCAUAUCGCGACUGUACGGAUUUUACGACGAAUGCAAUCGUCAGUACAGCGUAAAGCUGUGGAACACGUUCACCUACACGUUCCAGUGGCUUCCAGUGGCUGCGGUGAUCGAUGAAAAAAUCUUCUGCUGCCAUGGUGGUCUGUCACCAGAACUUGCCAGCUUGGAACAAAUCCGGAAGCUGAAAAGACCUGCUGAAGUACCCGAUGCGGGUUUGCUGUGCGAUCUGCUGUGGUCGGAUCCUGAGAAAGAUAUCAUGGGAUGGGCCGAUAAUGAUCGCGGAGUAUCUGUUGUCUUCGGUGCUAAUAUCGUCGAAGAUUUUCUCACAAAACAAGAUAUGGAUCUAGUUUGUCGAGCUCAUCAAGUCGUCGAAGAUGGCUACGAGUUCUUCUGCAAGAGGAAACUCAUAACGCUAUUCUCAGCUCCGAACUAUUGCGGAUAUUUCGACAACGCCGGUGCCUUCAUGGUAAUGACCUCGUACGGGGGUUCACGUCGAUCAGGGCAUCCUCCUCAUAACGAACCAUGGUUGGACGCAGCGUGUCUCGGCGUUCCACACGUGACCGGGAAAGCUUGAAGACAUCCCGCGUAGAAUUCAUUCGCAGCGACCCGAGAAACUUUUAGGCUCCUCCCUUUCUUGGGAAUCGAUCUCGAGUCAUCUCGAUCCGAGAAUUGUCGUCAUGCAUUUCUCUGUCGCUUUCAGAAUGUUGACGAGAACCUCUGCUGUCGAUUGAAAAUACUCCGAGCUCGGAAGAAGAAAUUGGCGAAGAACUCUUGAAGCGAACCGA